AUGAACCGCGCGCGGGAGCGUGUGCGUGAUGAUGCUGCCCUGGUGGGGGAGGUUGCCUCGAAGGUAUCCGCGGCGCUGGGGCUUGACAAGGCCAACCGCACCCUCGGCCGCAGCCUCGUCAUAGCCGGGCUCGACUCCAACAUCGCGGCGAUCUUAGCAGCCGCGGCCGCUUCGGAAGGUGAUGCUGAUAUCGGCACGGACGCGGGGGCAGCAGCAGCAGCAGCAGCAGCAGUCGGACCACGUCGGGGCAGCGACGACGACGCCGCUGCCGAGCUGGAGCGAACUGGAGAGGCCGCUUUUCGAACGGCAGCCAAGGGUUACGGCGCGCUGGGGGACAGCUUGCUCUCGGACGUGUUCGGCAAGGUCACCACCAGGCUGAGGGGGUCCCUGGUGCAGCUUCAGGCCAUGCAGGAGGAGGAAAGCGGAGGUGCCGCGGAAGAGGACAGCGGUGGGGGGUUGGCGGGGUUCGGGAAGGCCGAGCGGCUGUCUAGGGGUGGGGCCGGUCGCGCGCUCAAGGGGGUUUUCGUGAAACGGCACCCCUUCCAGGCCCCGGCGCCGCGGACACAGCAAGGGUCACUCCUAGGCCUAGACAAGCUUGCCGCUCAGAAGAACGCCGAGAGGCAAGCGGCCCUGGAGGGGGCCGGGCUUGGGGGAAGAGGAAACGCUCGCGGGGGCGCCAAAAGCGGUAGCGGUAGCGGCGGCGCUCUUUCCUUCGCCGAUCUGGAUAACGCACCCGGGGACGACGACGGCUCCAGCGGUAACGGGGUACCGGGGGGCGACCGGACAGCGGCGCCGGCAGCGGGGCAGAAGGAGUCGAGGCAGCGGAAGUACAGGUCGCGCCCGGGACCGGACACCCCGUCGCACCCGGGUGGCGUUAACCGGGAGGCCAAGGACAAGAUCGACGAGAAGGAGCGCGCUCGCCGCCGGGGAGGAGGCGUCGCCGCCGACGUCGUCAUCCCCGCCGCCGGCGGGGGGGGGGAAGGCGGCCGGUCGGGGGAGCGGGACGCCGACGGGCGGCGAAAGAGCCGAUGGUCCGACGGCGGCGGCGGUGGGGAGAGCGGAGACGACCGCCAUGCGCGGAGAGACAGCCGCAGCAGCCGGCGGGAACGGGAGAGGGACGGCCGUCGAGAGCGAGACGAUAGAAGCAGUAGUAGCCGGAGUGGGAGCCACCGGGAGCGAGACGAUGGAAGGGGCGGGGGGCGCGACGACUCCAACGGAGACCGUAAGAGGAGAGACGGCGGCGAAGGGCCCAGAAGCAAGCGCUCCAGGAGCCCCGGCGGCAGGGGGGGUGCCUCUUCGUCGUCUGGGCGGGAUUCGGUGUCUAGGACGAGGAACAGGAGCCGGAGCCGGAGCCCGGAGAGGCGCCGGCCGCGCACGAGGGAGAGGUGGGAGAACGCCGUCACGCCGAUACAAAACGACGUAGGCCGGAGUCGCCCGUCGGCGUCGGCGUCGCUCGGGCCACGCCGCGCUGACGGGGGCCGCUCCGACCCCACCCGGGGCGGCCUCGGGCUAGACGAGUCGGAGUGGGAGGAGCCGGAAAGGUUGUCCUCGACGCCGAUGCCUAGUCCAGUGGGGUCGUCGCGCGGUGGCGGCGGCGGCGGCGGCGGCGGCGGAGGGGGGAAGAUGACACCCAUGACGGCGGUUACGGCAACGCCGACACCGACGCCGGGCGGGGGGUCGCGGAGAGGAGGGGAGGAGGAUAGCGACGGUGGCUGGGAUAGGCCGAGCCCCUCCCCCCGUUGGGGCUAUGAUAGGCCAAGCCCCGCGCCGUCCAUGCUGUCAUCGAGAGAGGGCAGGGCGGUACGGGGAACGGGGAUGUCCCCCGGCGGCAGAAGGGACGGCGACCUCCUCCAUCAUCAAGACUGGGAGGUCGAGCAGCGCAGGACCGCCAGGAUUGAGGACGAGGAGUACGACCGGGGCUUCUACCUGCGAGACGAUGGGGGUGGUGCCGUGGAGGACUCGGAGACUGCCAACCCUUUCCUGGGGGACGAGAAGAAGUUCGCGGCCAAGGAAGCCGAGAACGCCAAGCUGAGGGCGCGGGGGGAGGGCAAGAUCGCGAACCGCACGGCUAAGGCCAGCCAGAUGAGCGCCGACCAGGAUGCCUGGGAGAACAACCGGCUGCUCACGAGCGGUGCCAUGUUCGCUGGGGAGGUUUCGCUGACCUUCGACGACGGAGAGGACCAGCGGGUGCAGCUGAUCGUGCACUCUCUCAAGCCGCCCUUCCUAGACGGCCGCGUUAGCUUCAGCAUGCAGCAGCAAAUGGUGCCUACCGUAAAGGACCCGUCAAGCGACUUCGCGCUCUGCGCCCGCAACGGGUCUGCCACCCUGCGGCACCAGCGGGAGAAGCGGGAGAAGGGCAAGAUGCGCCAGAGGUUCUGGGAGCUGGGGGGCAGCCGCAUGGGCAAGGCCAUCGGGGUGGAGGACAAGGCCGAGAACGAGAAGAAGGAGGCGGAGGCUAAGGAAGAGGAGGAAGAGACAGACUACAAGAAGGCGGCCGGUUUCCAGCAGCAUAUGAAGAAGACGGAGGCCAACUCCCACUUCAGCAAGUCGAAGACGAUGGCCGAGCAGCGGGAGUUCCUUCCGAUUUUCCAGGUCAAGGAGGACCUUCUUCGGGUCAUCCGAGACAAUCAGGUGGUGAUCAUCGUGGGGGAGACGGGGUCGGGCAAGACCACCCAGAUGACUCAGUACCUGCACGAGGGGGGGUUCACCCAGUUUGGCAAGGUGGGUUGCACCCAACCCCGUCGUGUCGCGGCCAUGUCCGUGGCCAAGCGUGUGAGCGAGGAAAUGGGCGUGGAGCUAGGGGACGAGAAACGGCGAGACCUAAAGCUGGUGGUGACGUCGGCCACGCUAGAUGCCAAACGGUUUAGCGACUUUUUCGGGGGCGUGCCCGUCUACAACAUUCCCGGCCGGACCUUCCACGUUGAGAAGUACUUCUCGAAGACGCCGCAGGAGGACUAUGUUGACGCCGCGGUGAAGCAGGCGCUGCAGAUCCACCUGUCUCACCCCCCGGGGGACAUCCUCAUCUUCAUGACCGGACAAGAGGACAUCGAGACCACUUGCGAGGUGAUUGCGGAGCGACUGGGUACGCUGGACAACAGCAAGAUCCCCCCCCUGCUACUGCUGCCCAUGUACUCCCAGCUGCCGGCGGACCUCCAGGCCAAGAUCUUCGAGUCGGCUGAGGAGGGAGUUCGAAAAACGUUUUCGGGCGAAAGGAAGCCUGCUACGCGAUGGUGA
Ectocarpus siliculosus is the source of this 3234-nucleotide messenger RNA. Lineage: Eukaryota; Phaeophyceae; Ectocarpales; Ectocarpaceae. The record is from the annotation of a GenBank genome assembly.